CCACCCUCCUUGUCAAUCUCCAUGCCAAAAUUUAAUCUUUAAAAAGACAUGAUUAGGGUAAUAGAGUUAAGGAAAAGGCUGAAAUAAAACAAAAGCAGGGAUUAGGGCUGUAUAAUACGAAGCCCAAUAGAAAGAGAGACCAACAAAAAACCUUUUGUCUCCGACUAAAAGAUCAGAUCCAAAAUAAGAAGAUCCAUUGCCGUCGCCCCAUCCCCAACUACACUUGCGAUUUGAAGCACCUGAUUGGUCCGAACAACUCACCCACCCAGUCAAAACUCGCCAACUCGCCCUUAUUUAUAUACUCACCAACUCCCUCCCUCUGUUUUACUUUGACUGAAGAUUCAUUUCUUUUUUUCUUUUAGGGUUAAUUAGUUUUAGUGAAGGAAAAAAUAAAUCUAGAUCAUGUUUUUGUUCGAUUGGUUCUAUGGGAUUCUUGCCUCCCUCGGUCUAUGGCAUAAAGAGGCCAAGAUCUUGUUUUUAGGGCUUGAUAAUGCUGGCAAAACCACGCUGCUUCACAUGCUCAAAGAUGAGAGAUUAGUUCAGCAUCAGCCAACACAGCAUCCCACAUCAGAGGAAUUGAGCAUUGGGAAAAUCAAGUUUAAAGCUUUUGAUUUGGGAGGCCAUCAGAUUGCUCGAAGAGUUUGGAAAGAUUACUACGCCAAGGUGGAUGCAGUUGUUUACCUGGUAGAUGCUUACGACAAGGAGAGGUUUGCUGAGUCGAAAAAGGAGUUGGAUGCUCUCCUCUCUGAUGAAUCUUUGGCUAAUGUUCCAUUCUUGAUAUUGGGUAACAAGAUCGAUAUACCAUAUGCUGCCUCGGAAGAUGAGUUGCGUUAUCACCUUGGCCUGACCAAUUUCACCACAGGCAAGGGUAAGGUCAAUUUGGGAGACUCCAAUGUUCGUCCCCUCGAGGUAUUCAUGUGUAGCAUUGUCCGAAAAAUGGGUUAUGGAGAUGGUUUCAAGUGGGUAUCUCAGUACAUUAAGUAGGUAGCUAAAGAGAAAUCAGACAUGCUAUGCUUUCUUUCUUAAUGUUAUUUUUAUACUGGAUUUAGUUGGGUUAUCCCUUUCACUUUUUCUUCCAUUUUUGUUUGAAUUGGUAAGCAUACCUCCCCUCUACGAAACAAUGAGACAUAUAAGUAAUUGAUGAUUUGGGUUAA
Gossypium arboreum is the source of this 1154-nucleotide messenger RNA. Its product is annotated as GTP-binding protein SAR1A. The record is from RefSeq and is a predicted model, not a curated record. The transcript is spliced from 3 exons. Gene Ontology annotation, cellular component: COPII vesicle coat; endoplasmic reticulum exit site. Gene Ontology annotation, molecular function: GTPase activity; GTP binding. Gene Ontology annotation, biological process: membrane organization; vesicle organization; endoplasmic reticulum to Golgi vesicle-mediated transport. Bases 403 to 984 code for a protein of 193 amino acids. NCBI's taxonomy places the organism in Eukaryota, Viridiplantae, Streptophyta, Magnoliopsida, Malvales, Malvaceae.